AUGAAGGCUCUACCACUUAUAUUGCUUUUACUUUUUGGAAUAUCUGCAUGCACUGCAAUCUUUGUAAAAAAUAACGGCGGAGGUAAGAACCACGGUUUCUCCUCUGCAUCCUCUUCAUCUUCAUCAUCGUCGGAAGAAGGAAAGAAACAUGGACACGGGCAUCAUCAUCAUAAUCACGGAAGACCUUCAAGACCACGUCCAACACGUCCACCACGUGCUCCAGUUUGUCCGUCCGAUUGGAUGACAUUCGACCGACCACAAGGAAAAUGGUGUGUUAAGGCAUUUUAUGUAUCCGGCAAUCACAGUGUUGCGGAAGCAAAGUGCAAUGAGAAUUCAGCUACACUGACCGGUUUCCAAACUUCGGAUGAACGAAUGAAAACCGCAAGAAAUAAAACAUUUUCAACUAAUCGUCUCUUUUUUUAA
Messenger RNA from Caenorhabditis elegans, 423 nucleotides. RefSeq names its product C-type lectin domain-containing protein (gene Y51A2A.6). The record is from RefSeq and is marked reviewed. The transcript is spliced from 3 exons. NCBI's taxonomy places the organism in Eukaryota, Metazoa, Nematoda, Chromadorea, Rhabditida, Rhabditidae. The coding region runs from base 1 to 423 and encodes 140 amino acids.